GUCAGGCUAAGAAAUGUUGACCUGUUUUAUGUGUCAAGAACUGUAUCCAAGCAGCCAGAAUUUGAUCUCACAUUUGAGAAUUGACCAUAGUUAUUGUCCUGGACCAAAGUUCAAAUUGUUUUGUUCUCAGAGUGGCUGCAGGCAUCAGUUUCUGACAUACACAGGUUUUCAAAAGCAUCUUAAUAAUGUUCAUAGCAAUGUUCAGCAAAUUUCACAAAGUUCAGCUAUUCCAAGUUCUUCAUCUUGUUGUAAUCCAGUUGUGACAUGUCAAACAGAUGUUUUGGAUGACCAGUUAACCCCCUUAAAUCAGUGCUGUUCUUCUGAUUCUUCUCAUGAGAGCACCUCCUCAGAGAUUAAUAAAGAUCAAACUAAAGAGAUGUGUGCAUCUAUAGUAGCUAAAUUACAAGGCAGUGGAAUCUCUGGCAGUCUAGUGUCAUCUAUUGUGGGAGAUUUAGAAGAAUUAACAAACGAGAUUCACUUAAAAGCAAAGGAAACGGCUAUAUCUGCAUUACCCAAAACUGAUCCCAAUAUUUCUGUGAUAAAUGAUUCAUUUGAACAAUUUGAAAACCCAUUCACAAACCUAAAUACAGAAUGGAAGCGAAACAAAUAUUUCAACCUUAAAUGGGGUGUUGUUGAGCCUGUUGAGAUAACACUGGGAGUAAGAUAUGAUAGCAGGCGAAAUCAAAAAUCUGGUACAUAUGAUCAGGUACCUGUGAAGGAUACGUUCAUAUAUGUGCCAAUAUUGGAAACAUUGCAGUUCAUGUGCAGAAAUCAAAACAUUUGUGCUAUACUUAAGAAAGAAAAUGGAUCAGAGAUAGACACUUACACAGACUUUUCUGAUGGAAUCUAUUAUAAAACACAUCCUUUGUUUUCAACAAAAAAAGGUGCAUUACAAAUUCAAAUAUUUUAUGACGAUUUUGAACCAGCCAAUCCCCUGGGCUCAAAACAUGGAAUUCACAAAAUUGGCUGUCUCUACUUUGUUCUAAGAAACCUGCCUCUUAAAUUUAAUUCAGUUUUAAUGAAUAUUCAUUUGAUAUCGCUAUUUCAUGCACAAGAUCUUCACAAAUAUGGUUUUGAUUCUAUUCUGGAGCCAUUAAUGACAGAUCUAAAAAAUCUGGAAAGCCAAGGCCUUAGUCUUCCAUUUUCUGAUGAGCCAGUAUAUGGCACAAUAUCCCAAAUCACCGGAGAUAAUUUAGGGAUGCACACAAUUCUUGGUUUUAAUUAAUCUUUUAGUAGCACCUACUUUUGUAGACUUUGUUUAAUAGAAAAAAGUGACUGUCAAACUGUAUUCAGUGAGGAUGAUCCUAAGGUAGUACUUAGAGAAAAGACACAUUUUGAAAUGAUUUAUAAAUCUCUUGAAGAAAACCCACAGUUAAAGUCUGUGUAUGGUUUGAAGAAAAACUCUUUACUGAAUUCACUGAGGUAUUAUCAUGUUUCUAACAAUUAUUCCUUUGAUAUAAUGCAUGAUCUUCUUGAGGGUGUUGCUCAGUAUGAGAUCAAAUUACUUUUUGAAUAUCUUACUCAAAACUUAUUAUCAGAACAAGAUUUACUUUCCAGGAUUUAUAGUUUUGAUUAUGGGUAUUUAGAAAGGAAAAACCGUCCCACAAAAAUUAUUUUGGAGAGUGCUGGAAAUAGUAUAGGCUUGAAUUCUAUUCAGACAUUGUGUCUUGUUAAAAACAUUCCACUUUUGUUUGGGGACAUUAUUCCUACAGGAGAUAAAAACUGGUACUUGUUACUGUUGUUACUAGAAAUAAUGAACAUUGUCUUUUCUCCUAUCCUCACGAUGGGUAUGACGAUAUAUUUGAAGCAUUUAAUUGUUGAGCACCAUAGACUCUUUAAGUUCUUAUAUCCACAUCGGAAUUUGAUACCUAAGCAUCAUUUUAUGAUCCAUUAUCCAUCUUCCAUUAGGAAAAUAGGUCCAUUAUUACAUAUGUGGUCUAUGAGGUUUGAGGCUAAACACAAAACAUUUAAAGAUUACUUUAAAAACUUUAAAAAUAUAACCAAAUCACUUGCGAAAAAGCAUCAGAUGGCCAUAGCUUAUCAUUGGGAAACAAUAAGUAUUAAAAAAAAGGAGCAUGGGCCUCUCAAACCAUUUUCACUUAAAGAUGAAGAUGUGGACAACAAAGAAAUGCUUCAAAUGAUUUCAUCGGGAGAUGUUUGUUCAACCAGCUGGGCUAGAGUUGAUGGUGUUGAAUACAGACCUGGACUUGCUGUUUGUAGCACAAUUCAAGAUGAGAUGCCAGUAUUUUGUCAGAUAAGUGAUGUACUUUUAGUUGACAAUACCUUUCUUUUGUUUUCUAAACGGCUAUUCACAGAAACAUUUGAUGAUCAUCAUCAUGCUUUCAGGGUUGUUCAAAGUGAAGAAAGGCAUUUAGUAAAAAUCACUGAACUUACAUUUCAUAGGCCUUUUGAUAUUCAACACUCUUAUGGCGUUUCUAAUGAAUGUUUGUUUAUUGUACCACAAUUUAAAAUGUUGGAUAAAUAAAGAGUUU
This is a messenger RNA of Poecilia latipinna (sailfin molly), 2492 nucleotides long. RefSeq lists its product as uncharacterized. The record is from RefSeq and is a predicted model, not a curated record. The transcript has 2 exons. The coding region runs from base 14 to 1225 and encodes 403 amino acids. Lineage: Eukaryota; Metazoa; Chordata; Actinopteri; Cyprinodontiformes; Poeciliidae.